Molecule: messenger RNA, 1949 nt
Organism: Ananas comosus (pineapple)
Lineage: Eukaryota; Viridiplantae; Streptophyta; Magnoliopsida; Poales; Bromeliaceae
Product: malonyl-CoA decarboxylase, mitochondrial
Exons: 16
Coding region: 42-1634 (530 amino acids)
Biological process (GO): positive regulation of fatty acid oxidation; acetyl-CoA biosynthetic process; fatty acid biosynthetic process
Cellular component (GO): peroxisomal matrix; mitochondrial matrix
Molecular function (GO): malonyl-CoA decarboxylase activity
Source: RefSeq, a predicted model, not a curated record
GUUCCUCAAUUCGGUCCCUUUUUAUUUUGUGCGGCGAAGGAAUGAGCAAGAAGAGCCUCGCGAUACUGAUGAGAGCGCGAAUGCGGGGCGCUCCCAACGAACCCCACGGUCAUCGUCCCCAACAAAUCUCCCGAUCCGCCCCCAAUCCUUCCAGAGUUAGCGAUCGAUCUCACUCUUCUAAUCUCGCGGAUUCAAAUGGAAUCUCGGCGAAGGAUGUGAAGGAGUGGAUGCAGGCUUCGAUCUCCAUCCCAGCGGGUAGUAGAGACCCUGCCGAUGCAUAUCUCGAGGAAUUCUCGCAGGGUUAUCUAAUGCUUUCCCAAGAAGGUCGUCGGGAGCUGCUUCUUGCGCUUUCCAGGGAUUAUGAUGUGAAUAGGGCGCGAGUUCGCGAACUGAUGCGUCAGUAUCUCAGCCUCGAGCUUUCGCACGGUGCGACGGAUGAUCAACAGUCCAGUGGACUUGAUGAUGACGGUGCGCUCUCUACGUUUUAUAGGAUGGAGCGGAACCUUCGAGACGCUCUAAAGCCGAUGUAUGCGGAGUUCUUUGAGAGAUUGAAUGCGCACCCUGGCGGAUUAAAACUGUUGGCAAUUCUUCGUGCCGAUCUCCUCGUUUUCUUGGGGGAGGAAAAUUUGCCAUCUUUGCGUGCAUUGGACUCAUAUUUGAAGGAAAAGCUCAUAACAUGGCUUAGUCCAGCAGCUUUGGAGCUUCAUCAGAUAACAUGGGAUGACUCUGCAUCACUGUUAGAGAAGAUUGUAGCAUAUGAGGUAAGAGGCUGUCCACCCAAUAAGAAAUCUAAUAGACUUGAAGAGAAGGCUGAGUGUUGGUCGUCGUUGCUUUGGAUAUUUCCAUCCGGCAAUCCCAGUGCUCAAUUAGGUGAGCCACUUAUUUUCAUUGAAGUUGCACUUUUGAAGGAUGUUGCCUGCUCAAUUCAGGAGGUCCUAUGGGAUGAUCCGCCUAUUCCUGAAUGCGAAGCCAGAUGUGCAUUAUUCUACUCGAUCUCGUCGACUCAACCAGGUUUGUCAGGAAUAAAUCUAGGGAAGUUUCUCCUGAAGCGUGUGAUUGACAUGUUAAGAAAGGAUGUGCCAUCUAUUGCUAUAUUUGCCACGCUUAGUCCCAUCCCUGGGUUUAUGCAAUGGCUUCUUUCCAAGUUGGCAUCCCAAAUAAAGCUGGCAGAGGCGGAAACUGAAGAGGCAAAAUUGUUGGAUAUGGGAUCUGGUUCAGCUUUCCGAGAGAGCCUCCUUCUCCAAGAUGAAGAAAAGAUUAUACUCGAGUCAUUUACGGAAAAUGUUACUGGAAAAAGUGGUAUUGAGAUAAUGCACUAUCUACUACAAUCAAGUGAAUGGGUCAAAUCUGAGUGCUUAUCUGCUGCACUAAAACCUCCUCUAAUGCGGUUGUGUGCAAGGUACCUCCAUAAAGAGAAAAAGCGGGGGAAAGCUCUUGAUGCUGUUGCAAAUUUUCACUUGCAGAAUGGAGCAAUAGUUGAGAGGAUAAACUGGAUGGCAGAUCAAUCAGAAAAGGGCAUCCGGCAAAGUGGAGGUAUUAUGGUCAAUUACGUGUACAGGUUGGAAGAAAUAGACAAAAAUGCUCAGUCCUAUCUCAGCACCGGGCAUAUCCAUGCUUCACCUCGCUUAUGCUGAUAUCUUGAGGAUACAUGAAAAGAGAGGCAGUGUGCGGAAAGAAGGGUCUUGGAUAUAUAAGUUUGAACUUACCGGCUUUUCUUAUGAAUGAUUAACGAGGAUUCCCUGUCCAUAUUUAUUUACAGUUUUAGCUUCAAGUGUACUUUGGGAAACUUAAUAGGAUAGUAGCUAGCAUAUCAUCACUGUGUAAUCCAGAAUCUUUGGUCAUACAAAGAAUUGUAUGAAGGAUCAAAUGCAAUACCUGUGAGAUGAGGAUUUGAAGGGGAAAAAUAAUACGGUUACUCAAAUUAUACUUUCGAGAGCUCUUUGGAUUAA